Messenger RNA from Humulus lupulus (European hop), 1548 nucleotides. RefSeq lists its product as uncharacterized. The record is from RefSeq and is a predicted model, not a curated record. Lineage: Eukaryota; Viridiplantae; Streptophyta; Magnoliopsida; Rosales; Cannabaceae. Bases 1 to 1548 code for a protein of 515 amino acids. The transcript is spliced from 3 exons.
AUGGUGAGGACUCGUGGAGCUUCCUCUAAGAAGACCCCUGCUUCUCAAUUGAGAAUGGUGCCCUCUCCAUCGCCUCUUCCAUCUGUGUCAACGGCGCCUCCAUUUGUUCUUGCACCUGCCUCAUCUGUUGGGAAGACUUGCAAAUCCAAGGCACGCAAGAAGGUGUUCUCCCUCUCUAAUGAACACCCCAUGGUGUUUCCUGAUAUCACAGCUGAUAUUGUUGAUGUUGCACCACCAUCUGAAGUGGUGGUGCCCUCUCGAGCCAAGAACCCAUCUCCUCUUCCGAUUGAUUCGUCUCUGACGGCUAGGGAAAAAUCAAAAUCUGUUUCAUCUUCUUCCAAAGCUGCUGCUGCUGGGUUACUCAAACUGCCCUUGAAGCCGAGCCAGUCCAAGAAAAAUUAUGUGGCUCCCAAAAGGAAAUUGGGAUUGGACACGUCUUCUUCCCCCUUGACUGCUGCCAAGAAAAGAUUGAAGGCUCAUCCCCCUUCUUUUUCUUCCUCUGAAUCUGACCCUGAGAAGAAAAAAUCAGAGGUUGAGUCUGAUGAGCCAGAACAAGAAGACAUUGUUCCCUCUGAACAAGAAGCCAAAUCUGACUCAGAGCCAGUUGGAUCUCCUUUGUCAUCCAAGGCUAAAGGGAAGAGACCUAUUUCUGAUUCUACUCCUUCUCCAAAACGUUCAGGUGUAAAUUUCAAACCCUAUUCUUCAACUUUUUGUUAUAAUGAUAAUGCUCGUGAUAUGGUUCUCUAUGCUCAAAGGAAAUUUAUCAUUGAGAGAAAUUAUGUCUUGAGUGAUCAUCGACCUUAUGGUGUGCUAAUAAUGCUUCAAGAUCGCAAAUGGACAGGUUCUUUGGUUAAAUUUACUGGUUUUGUGGAUAGAAUAGUCAAGGAAUUCUAUGCCAAUCUUACUAAUGAAAUUAUUGAACCUAAAUCUCCUCUGUAUUGUAAAGUGUUUGUUAGGGGCCAUUGGUUCUCUUUUUCUCCUCAAGUCAUUUCCCAUGCUUUGCAUCUUCCUCUUGAUGUCGAGGAAGAUGAUGAUCUUGCCACUCUUGACAAGGAUACGGUUAUCACUGAAUUAGUAGGGCAAAAAAUGGUAUGGCCAUCUAAUACAGUCAUCUCGGUCUCUAAUCUCACUUACACUUAUGCUGUCCUCCAUAAGUUUGCCACAAUGAAUUGGAAGCCAACUUCUCACACUGCAACUAUCUCAUUUGACAUGGCUUCGUUUUUAUACAAGAAAAAAGAUCUCCAACGUGAUCAAGAAGACUUGGUGGCUCCCACUACUGCUUCUUCCUACAAGGCCUCUACUCCUCCUACUGAAGCCACUGACGCUCCAUCAACCAAGAAAGUCAAGCCCCAAUCUCUGAAGUUUUCCUCGAAUGACAUUCCUCAUGCAUCCUCCUCUGUUCUCACAAAUUCAGGUCUUGUUGCUACAGAAAUAACUAUUGUUCGAGCUUCUGUUGAUUCUUUGGCUGCUCGAGUGAUGUCAAUCAAAGGACUGCAACGUUCUGUGUUGGAUGCUGUUCAAACUCUGUCCAAGGAUCCAGUCGUUUAG